Messenger RNA from Liolophura sinensis, 2892 nucleotides. Its product is annotated as zwei Ig domain protein zig-8-like. Gene Ontology annotation, biological process: synapse organization. The transcript is spliced from 8 exons. The coding region runs from base 1196 to 2095 and encodes 299 amino acids. Gene Ontology annotation, cellular component: neuron projection membrane. Lineage: Eukaryota; Metazoa; Mollusca; Polyplacophora; Chitonida; Chitonidae. The record is from RefSeq and is a predicted model, not a curated record.
AAGCAGAUAUAAACAAAAACAUGUGUUAGAGGGGAGAGGACGGACUGAGCAAAGAGCCGGUGUACCUUUCUCUUUUCUGGCAUACCGGGAAUACAAACAGCUAGUGGCGGUGGAAAAAAAUAACACUCUAGAGAUACAGUAUACCGUUAAAUGCAAACCACUAGCGGACUGCCAUUUUCAUGAAUUAUGACCAGUAGUCUGAGUAUGUGUGGAUGACCUGAGUGACCAUAUAUAUCCGGGGUAUUUGCAUGAUCGGAACUGACAAAAGCGGUAGCAAGCGCCUCACAUGCACUCGUCGCGGUGGCCCGCUAUGUUAGCAUAAGGCACAUGGCUCGCGGUACAUCAGCCAGUCUGACGGUCGGCGGACGCUACGCAACUACUCAGACAUCUACUGGUGCAGAUCAGCUAGCGUACAGAAAGCAGGAGUACGAAACACAGGAGUUAAGACUGUAGACGGGGUAAUCUAUCAAACCCGGGGACAGCGCAGGCAUAAGCGCUACUAUAACCACUAUUCAGGCCGGGAUCAUUUCCUACUGCCUGCCUAAAAAUUCGGGCGCUCUGUUAUUAGAGCGGUCAGUUUUGCUGCAUGCGAGCAUCGACCAGUGUCUGGAGAGCCGGUGUUGCAAUAUACACGUACAGUUAUUACGAGCAUCUGGGCAAAGGUUCAAGUGCGAGAUUGGGGACGUGGACAAAGCCGCUGUCUGACCGCCGCUGGGUGACUGCCGCGCUGGGUGUGGCUGACUCAGCUAAGCGUAAACUGACGCACUCCUCCCAGAGGAUGCCUUGUUUUAUGGGCUGAAAAGUUUCAACACAUCCUGUAUAAACAUCGUCUUCAUCACUUACAUUGAUCUGGUAAACUUUUAUCGGCGAUCCCCACACAUCGUUCUUUUUAUAUUACUUUUACUGGAUGCAUGAAAUUUAGUAGGAGAUAAUAAUGGUAUAUUGUUGCGGGUGAGAAUGAAAAAAAAGAGACUUCUGUGGUUGGGACAAGCCAGUUGUCAAGGUAACAAAGGACGCGAUGAGUAAUGAGAAGUGUUCUUUUUUUUCUCUGGUUGGACCGGGCAUGUGUGUACGUGUGACAAAGCGCGACGCCAGGGUUUAGGGCGCGUGGAGCUUUACAUGAGCUCAUGCUAUCAUUGUGUCUACAUCAAAUGACAGAAAGGGUUCAGAAUUGGAUUUACGUGACUGUGGAAGGAUGAAGUUUGCCUACGACUUCCUCACUCAGUGUGCUGUGCUCUUGUUACACUGUUAUUCUCUGGUGAUAUAUGCCCGGGUGUUAAGUGAUGACGUAUCCUCCCCGCGGAUUCUACCCACGCCCACGAACCUGACAGUGGCAGCGGGGGACGUGGCCAAGAUCGAAUGUAAAAUACAGAAUCUCGGCGGGAGAACUGUGGUGUGGAGAAGAGCGUCAGAGCCUAAUCCCUUGUCCAUAGGGACGAUGCCAUAUACGGAAAAGCACCGCAUUCGUGUGCAACACAGGGGCCAACUGUGGACGAUUUACAUCGGCAAUGUCCAGCCAGCCGAUAGCGGCGUCUACGAAUGUCAGAUUAGCUCCAAAGAAAACCUGAGGAAAUUGUUCAUGUUACGUGUUAACGGUACCGGAACCGGCACAGGACUGUAUCCUAAAGACGUCGCGGAUACUUCGGGGACCAUGAAACCGACGAUCCACGUCCGUGGUACGGAGGUUGUUGAAGUUGGUCAACCGAUACGUCUGGAGUGCAACACAUCCAGGAUUGUCGACUCACCGCAAGCUUUAGAUUGGUUCAGGAACGGCGAUAAAAUCAGGCCAAAUUUUAGCAGAAAAGUUACCAUAAAAAGUGGCGAGCUGCGAGGUACGGGUUUGUUCACGAGCAGGCUGGAGAUAGAGCACAGCCAGAAAAGCGAUACGGGAAUGUAUCUAUGUCGUAAUGCCGAAGAGGACGUGGCUAGGAUCUAUGUAGAUGUGCUCAACACAUACAGCAGCAAUGUAAAAAGAGGAGGUUCCUUGUCAUCCGAAGGGUCAGGGAGUAGCAAAGGAAGUGGUUCCAGCCCGAUGUGCAGUGUGUGUCAGUUAUGGGCGCUGGUUACAGUUUGUCUGUCUUUGCUGCUCCUCUAGGGCUGUGCCAACUACUCUGGAACACUUAGUGCCAGUGGAUUGGUUUGGUCCGAUGUUUACACCGAUGAUGGCAACUGUAAAAAGGAAUAGGGGAAAAGCGCUGUUAACAAUGCCAACCUACAUGGGAUUUCAGGUUAACCACUGGCUUGAUCUGCAGGUUAAGGAAAUACCACAUGAACUACAGAGUGGUAGGAGACACUGUGACCGUGAACACUGAAUAUUAUCACUGUGAAGUCAAAAUUUACAGAACUCUUCAUCUUGAUAGUCGGGUCAAGAACUCUGGUGUGACAAUACCAACAGACCAUAAGAGGAAUACUGUGUUUCAUUUGUUAAGGCCUCUCACAUGUAAGUGUCAUAAACUUUCAACGCACCAGGAAUGCAAAAUGACUAUUAAGGUGCCAAGUUUGUCAGCAAUCACAAAAUGUCUUUUGUGAAACAUGGGAGUCCUCAGGAAUAUUAACAGUGACAAGAAGAUAGAGAAGUAUUGCAACCACAGUAGAGGAGGAUUGAAUGCCACUUGAAUUUACAAUAACAGCUUAAUGAAGGGAGACCUUGGAUGGGAGGGAUUUUCAGUGCUUUAAUAUAUUGUUGCAGAAUCACCAGAAAAAAAUUCAUUAGUGUAAUUAAUGAGAGUAACUACACAUAACUGUUUCACGAUUGAAUUCUAGUUGUAAUACACAUGUAUGAUAUUAACACAAUAAAACAAACCCAGCUUUACGUAAGAUUCAUCCCAAAACAGAUACAUAUGUACAACCUUAAUGAACGAACCAAGACAAAGAGAGAGAGAGAGAGAGAGA